UUUAUACCAACUCUCAUGUAUUCCAAAAGGUGUCUCUGCCAUGUGGAACCAGAGAAUCUAACAGGUCCAUUGGAAUUUUUCCUUCUGGGGUUCUCAGAUGAUCCAGAACUGCAGCCUCUAAUAUUCAGCCUGUUUCUGUCCAUGUACCUGGUCACUAUGUUGGGGAACCUGCUCAUCAUCCUGGCCAUCAGCUCUGACUCCCACCUGUACACCCCCAUGUACUUCUUUCUCUCCAACCUGUCCAUAGCUGACAUUGGCUUUAUUUCUACAACUGUCCCAAAGGUGAUUUUGGACAUUCAAAGUCAUAGCAGAGUCAUCUCCUAUGCUGCCUGCCUGAUUCAGUUGUCUUUUUUCAAUUUUUUUGGAUGUUUGGACAGUGCACUCCUAACUGUGAUGGCCUAUGAUAGGUUUGUGGCUAUUUGUUAUCCCCUGCACUACUCAGUCAUCAUGAACCCACACCGCUGUAGCCUGCUGCUUCUGGGGUCUUUUGUGAUCAGCCUUUUGGACUCCCAACUGCACUGCUUGAUGAUAUCACAGCUUUCCUUUUGCACAAAUAUGGAAAUUCCUCAUUUCUUCUGUGACCCUCCUCAACUCCUCAAGCUUGCUUGUAAUGAUACUUCUACUAAUAAAAUAUUGGUCUAUUGCAUUGGGACCAUCUUUGGUGGUAUUCCAAUCUCAGGAAUUAUUUUCUCUUACUAUAAAAUUGUCUCCUCCAUUCUGAGAAUCUCAUCAUUAGGUGGAAAGUAUAAAGCCUUCUCCACCUGUGGUUCUCACCUGUCAGUUGUCCCCUUAUUUUAUGGAACAGGCCUUGUGAUGUACUUUGGCUCUGUUGUCUCACAUUUCCCCAGGAAGGCUGCAGGGGCCUCAGUGGUGUAUGCCGUGAUCACUCCUCUGCUGAACCCUUUCAUCUACAGUCUGAGGAACAGGGACAUCAAGAGGGCCUUGCAAAGGCUCCUCCACAGAACAGCCUAG
Molecule: messenger RNA, 972 nt
Organism: Molossus molossus (Pallas's mastiff bat)
Lineage: Eukaryota; Metazoa; Chordata; Mammalia; Chiroptera; Molossidae
Product: olfactory receptor 7E24-like
Biological process (GO): G protein-coupled receptor signaling pathway
Cellular component (GO): membrane
Molecular function (GO): G protein-coupled receptor activity; olfactory receptor activity
Source: RefSeq, a predicted model, not a curated record